Messenger RNA from Eutrema salsugineum, 2209 nucleotides. RefSeq lists its product as uncharacterized. NCBI's taxonomy places the organism in Eukaryota, Viridiplantae, Streptophyta, Magnoliopsida, Brassicales, Brassicaceae. The record is from RefSeq and is a predicted model, not a curated record.
UAACAGAUAAAUAUAAAAAAAAUCUCGCUUUCGUUAUCCGUUUCCAAUUUCGACCAAGAGUCUUCUCAGUGACAGAUUAGCAUGCAAAGAUUCAUAUUCCAAUCCAACGUAUUUAUACAAUAUAAGGAAAAAACGAGAGAAUUUGAAAAUAAUAUUAUAAUUUUUUGAAGGUUGAGCUCUGUUUUGUAGUAGAAGCAGAGUUUUCUCAAAAAAUGGUGGGUGGUAUUGUUGGCAGUAACAUGGCGGCGACUGAUGCGAGGUUUCUAAGUUCGAAUUUUGGCAACAGUUUCAACAUCAACACCAGAAUUCACAGAUGGGAUUUUCACGAUCGGUCCCAAAUCGCAAUCCCUAGGGCUCAAUCUUCAUCUUCUCCACCUCCAUCUUCUUCCUCCGACAGAAUCGCCGCGAAGAAGACCAGAAAUCUACCCGUAACCACAACAACUACAAAGGAAGGCGAAGAGACGGUGGCGAAGAAACUCGACGGAGCUCCGCCGCCGGCUCAAUCUCCAUCUCCGCCGCAACUGAAACUGGACGAUGUGAAUCCAGUGGGUUUGGGGAGGCGAUCGCGGCAGCUCUUCGACGAGGUGUGGCGGAAAUUCUCUGGAUUGGGUCAGAUUUCGAGGACGACACGACCGGAUGAGCAGGAGACUCUUGACAGUCUUCUUAUUAGAGAAGGACCUAUGUGUGAAUUCGCUGUUCCCGGCGCUCAAAACGUCACCGUUUUAGUAGUCGGAGCCACUAGCCGAAUCGGCCGUAUCGUCGUCCGUAAACUCAUGCUCCGUGGCUACACCGUCAAGGCAUUGGUGAGGAAAACAGAUGAGGAAGUGAUCAGUAUGUUGCCAAGAUCAGUAGAUAUUGUGGUCGGAGAUGUGGGAGAACCGUCAACGCUCAAAUCCGCAGUGGAAAGCUGCAGCAAGAUCAUCUAUUGCGCCACUGCUCGGUCUACUAUCACUGCAGACCUUGUCCGGGUUGAUCAUUUGGGUGUUUAUAACCUCACCAAGGCCUUUCAGGAUUACAACAACAGACUAGCGCAACUAAGAGCUGGUAAAAGCAGCAAAAGCAAGCUUUUAAUCUCGAAAUUCAAGUCGGCUGAGGCACUUGACGGUUGGGAAGUUCGUCAAGGAACUUACUUUCAGGACACAACUGCUUCCAAAUAUGAUGGUGGAAUGGAUGCUAAGUUCGAGUUCACAGAAUCUGAGAGAGCUGAGUUUUCAGGUUAUGUUUUCACUCGAGGAGGAUAUGUUGAGUUGUCGAAGAAACUUUCACUUCCACUGGGUUCCACACUUGACAGGUAUGAAGGCUUAGUUCUUUCUGUUGGUGGGAACGGAAGAUCGUAUGUUGUAAUCCUCGAAGCUGGUCCAUCAUCAGAUAUGUCUCAGAGCAAGCUGUAUUUCUCAAGAAUUACUACCAAAGCAGGAUUUUGUCGGGUAAGGGUGCCAUUUUCAGCUUUUCGUCCGGUUAAUCCAGAAGAUCCACCGCUAUAUCCAUUUCUCGUUCACACAUUGACAAUACGUUUUGAGCCUAAAAGACAGAGACCUGUUGAUGGUCUUGCUGGUGCACAACAAGAUUUAAGAAGCUUUAGCCUUAUAUUCGAGUACAUCAAAGCUUUGCCUGCGGGUCAAGAAACCGACUUUAUUUUGGUAUCGUGUACUGGUUCAGGAGUAGAACCCAACAGGAGAGAGCAAGUGCUAAAAGCUAAGAGGGCUGGUGAAGAUUCCUUGAGAAGAUCAGGCCUUGGAUACACCAUCAUACGUCCCGGUCCCUUGAAGGAGGAGCCAGGCGGGCAACGAGCGCUGAUAUUUGAUCAAGGAAACAGAAUUUCUCAGGGCAUCAGUUGUGCGGAUGUGGCUGAUAUCUGUGUCAAGUCACUGCACGAUUCAACCGCGAGAAACAAAAGCUUUGAUGUUUGCCAUGAAUACGUGGCUGAGCAGGGAAUAGAGCUCUACGAGCUGGUGGCUCAUUUGCCAGACAAGGCGAACAACUAUCUGACUCCUGCUUUAUCUGUACUUGAGAAGAACACAUGACAAAGUUUCCCGGAAUCCAAAAAGUGAAAAGAAGAAUCCUUGAUUUGAUUCCAUUUUGUCUCUUGUAUUCAUCUCAACCUCUGAUUUACAUUACAAAUAUAUAUACAUACGUCCUUGUAUAAUUUGUACAGACAAGAAGAUAUUUUUCCUUAAUAUCUCCGUAAACAUUGGUUUCUUAUAUUUAA